Messenger RNA from Penicillium canescens, 2025 nucleotides. RefSeq lists its product as uncharacterized. Lineage: Eukaryota; Fungi; Ascomycota; Eurotiomycetes; Eurotiales; Aspergillaceae. The transcript is spliced from 4 exons. Gene Ontology annotation, cellular component: nucleus. Bases 1 to 2025 code for a protein of 674 amino acids. The record is from RefSeq and is a predicted model, not a curated record.
AUGGCCAGGCUCAAUACCGCCAACCCCUUGGUCAACAGGACAGCACCUGACAAGGCGUUGGCUAACACCUCGCCCAAAAAGUCGACACUGAGGCAAAGUCCAUCACCAACUUCUGGCAUGUUUGACGACAUGUUGCUGGCCAGUGUAUCGGGUGCCAGCACGAGGCGACCCGCAACGCAAAAUAAGUCGCCGAUGCGCACACAAAGCCAGACGCAAAGACGGACUGCUGCUGGGACCGGAACUUUUGAUAUACUCCCGGAUAGCAAUUCGUUUUGCGAGAGUGAAACGGAAAGCCGGGAAUCACCUAGCACUAAGAAAAAACCGAGAGCAUUGGGAAUCUCCCGUGUCAAUUCAUUGCUCUUAUCACGGCCAGCUAGGCUAGUUCGACCACGACAAAGAGCGUCUAUCAAGUCGGAGAUAGACGAUGACAAGGAGAAUGAUGUGUCAGAUGAAUUUGCGGACGAAUAUCUAGCAGUGAAUCGAUCACCGCCCAGGCAAUCGGCUCUCCAAUCGCCAGUUAGGAGUAGCGCAGCCCAUACAUCUAUGAGCCAGUCUGUGAUUGAUGCUCAAUUUGAGGAAGACCAAUCUGAAGGCGAUAGCUUUGAUUUACUAGACGAUUUCAUUGUUAGUGACGACAAUGAGCCGAGUUAUCAUGAAAUCUCAGAAGACGAGGGCUCAGAAACAGAGGCAGAGAUGAGUCGGUCUCCAUCCCCUGAGCCCUCACCUAGAAAAAGAUUGAUUAGAGGAAGAAGGCCGAUUCCACAGAGAGAAAUAAACAUGGAGGAGGAGAGCUUAUCGAUAGAGGAAGCACCCUCGAUCCCGAAGCAGAAGGAAUCGAGCCCGAGAGAAAUGGCAGGAACGACCCCGAGCCCCGGGUGCGACUCCCCCAUCCUCCAUGCUGUCGCCCCCGAGCCUCGUGCCGGAUCAACAUCUUCUUCCCAAUUCGGCUUUGACAGCUCCACGCAUCUCAUCAACUCACUCCGAGAGCUUGAGCUGGAUAGUGAAGAUGAGGCUCCAUCGCCGACAGCAAGAACUGAGUCAAGGCCACAGUCCUCUGUCGAUUUUUCCUCCCCCCGUGCUAACAGCAAGUCUCACGGCCCCUACAAUCUCACAAUUGAGCCAUUUAUCCCUACUCUGGAAGCCCUGUCACGACUUCCGAACAAAAACCCCUCUCACUUGCUCGAGAUUGAGUCAUUCAACUCUUCUCCGGAAGCCUCGUCACAGCCUCCAAACCGAAACCCCCUCCAUUUCCUCGUCAAUCGCUCUGUCACCCCGAUUGACAAAUCACCUAACAUCAUGCCUAAGGUGAAAUCCACACCGAGAAAGGCCGCCGACAAGCCGCCAAGCAAGACGGCCCUGAAGAAGGCCGAGGCAGCAGCAAGGCGCCAGGCAAAAGACGAGAAGAAGGCAUUUGACCAAAACAAAGAGUUAUUUGCCGAAAUCUUCAUCCGAAUCCUGGAUGAGACCGUCGUCAAUGGGGAGAUUGCCCGCAUGACCCAAGCCACCGGGGGGAUCCAGAUCAAAUGGAACAACCUCCUCCAGAGUACGGCCGGGCGGGCAAGGUUUGGCAUAUCUCCGCCUAAGAGCCCUGGUGCCGACUCAGAAUACUCAGCCCUAAUUGAGCUGAACCCCAAGGUCCUCGACAGUGAGGAUCGGAUCCUGUGCACAGCAACCCAUGAGUACUGUCACCUAGUUGAUGGCCUGAUCUCAAGGCAGAAUGGGCACGGGCCCAGCUUUCACCAAUGGGCGGCUCGCUGCGUCGAAGCCAUGGCUGGUCACCAGGACUACGGCGGCGGCCGCAUUAAAGUGACCACUAGACACAGCUACGAGAUCGACUACAAGUACUCGUGGGUGUGCCAGGCCUGUGGAAAGAAGUACGGGCGGUCCUCGAAGAGCAUCAACCCGGAGGUGCAACGGUGUACCUGUCAGAAUGGCGGGGGCCUGCUGGUGCAGGUGAAGCCCAAGCCAAGGGCGAAGAAGGCCGUGGGAAUUGAGAACAAGGAGAAUGAGAAACCGACCCUGUGA